Molecule: messenger RNA, 960 nt
Organism: Orbilia oligospora ATCC 24927
Lineage: Eukaryota; Fungi; Ascomycota; Orbiliomycetes; Orbiliales; Orbiliaceae
Exons: 1
Coding region: 1-960 (319 amino acids)
Molecular function (GO): protein binding
Source: RefSeq, a predicted model, not a curated record
AUGACAUCUAGUACAACUUCACCCGUCCCUUCACUGGAUGAGCAGAAUGGCUCCGAGGGCCCUAAAUCGCCUUCCAAGCCGCUGGCUCGAACUCGAUCUCCGACACCGCCCGUUGACGAGCCGUCGCGAAAGAGGCGGCGGCCCGAAUCACCAUCUUCGAAAGAAUCACGUGGCCACAAUUCGGAAACCACCUCUGAUACUUUGGAAUCCAAUAAAACUGAUUUGAAAGUCGAAAAGUCCGCCCUACCGGCUAGUAAGCAACUGUUGGAGGAUAGCCCUAAUAACGGCUCGGCUAAGGAUCUACCGUCAAGGCAGGAAAACGAAGAAGAGGGAGAAGAAGAAGAAAGAGAAGAGGGGGAAGAAGAAGAAGAACAGGAGGAGGAGGAGGAGGCAGAAGAGGGUGAACUUCCCCCUCUACCGCCUGGCCCUCCACCGGAAGAACCGCCAUCGGAUGGCUGGGAAGCUAUAUGGGACCCUAGUGCUGGACAAUAUUACUUCUACAAUCAUCACACUGGCGAAACGACGUGGACAAACCCUCGUGUUCCUCCGACCGAGGUCGAAUCGGCCCCGACAGAAAAUGUGGAGCCCGAAAGAUCUAUACCAUAUACAGGAUAUGACCCCGCCGUUCAUGGCGAUUAUGAUCCCACAGCUUCAUAUGCUCAACGGCCAGAGAGAACUCCCUCACCAACAAUAGACCCAUAUGUUGUUCAUGCUGCAUUCAAUAGAUUCACAGGAAAAUUCCAAAACGGCCCUGGCACUGAACGACACACCGACGAGAGCCGGGCCAAACGACAGAUGGAAAUCUAUUUUGACGUCGAUGCUGCAGCCAAUUGUCACGAUGGUAGAAGUUUGAAGGCAGAGCGACAGGCCAAGAAGCUUACAAAGAAGGAAGUCAAGGCAUUCAGGGAAAAAACUAGGUUGAAAAAGGAAGAGAAAAAGCGAGCAUGGUUGAGAGAUUGA